GCAGCUGUGAUUGGGUUCCCAUAGAGCAGUGCCCAAUUGGCCCGGUGCCAUCAGGGUUUUACCGGUGUAGGUCGUCAUUGUAAACAAUAAUAUAUUUAACUAGGCAAGCCAGUAAAGAACAAAGAUUACUUUAAAAAAAAAUCUCAAACACACUGAAUGGUGCUUUCAAAACAACUGAGAAAAAAGAGUUUAAGAAAGAGGCCGAGUUCCCGAUUUGGAAUUUGAUUGACAGUUUAAAAUGUUUUUUUUUCCUAGUCGGAGCUCAGCCCAGUUGCCUUGAACACACAGAAGUCGAAUAUUUCCAAUAUCAAAGUUCACAGUUGUUUUGAACUUGUUCUAGUGGAACACUAUUGCCAAGAUGUUGACCAACUUUGGUCACGCUUUCAACGUGUGUUGCAUUUGAAGAAUUAUACUACUUCCAACUACAGGUCCACUGCAUGACUGUAACUGACAACUAACCUGUCAGUCUUUGUCGUUGUUUUUUGUUUGAAUUGUUUACGUGUUCGCUAUGCGGGGGAAACUGUAAAACAAACGGAACUACGUGGCUAAGAACUGUUGUAACGGGUAUUAUUAUCGUAGCAACACACUUUUGGGGUGAGGCAAUCCCACACAGUGUUCGGGUGAAGUUCGUAACGGUUGAAGUGUGUAUGUUAGGAUGGUAACGUUAUAAUAGGAUGGUAACGUUAUAAUUCCUGCAUGAGUAGCAGAAAGUUGAAAUUGGGCAUGCUAUUUAAUCCAAAAGUGAAAAUGCUGCCCCCUAAACCUUAAUAAGGAUGAAGCGUGAAUUCAUGCCAGGAAUAAGACGUGUGAAGUUUGGGAUAUCCUCCCUUCUACAAUAAGCAGCCAACAAGGAUCAUAUAAAGGAUGAUCCAGUGACGAUCCCCGGUCCAGGGCCUCCAGCGACGGUCCCCAGUCCAGGGUCUCCAGCAAUGGUCCCCAGCCCAGGGUCUCCAGCGAUGGUCCCCAGCCAGGGGUCUCCAGCGAUGAUCCCCAGUCCGGGGCCUCCGGCGAUGAUCCACGCAGUGAUGGUCCCCAGCCCAGAGUCUCCAGAGACGGUCCCCAGCCCGGAGUCUCCAGCGACGAUCCCCAGUCCGGGGCCUCCGGCGAUGAUCCACGCAGUGAUGGUCCUCAGUCCUGGGUUUCCAGCGAUGGUCCCCAGCCCGGGGUCUCCAGCGAUGAUCCGCAGUCCAGAGCCUCCGGCGAUGAUCCACGGGCCGUUUCUACUAAGGCGGAGGGAUCAGUGUAUAGAAGGGGGGCGGCGUCCACAUCCAGAGCCACCACCAAGGGACCUGAGCCCUAGGACCAUGCCUCAGGACUACCUGACAUGAUGACUCCUUGCUGUCCCCAGUCCACCUGGCCGUGCUGCUGCUCCAGUUUCAACUGUUCUGCCUUAUUAUUAUUUGACCAUGCUGGUCAUUUAUGAACAUUUGAACAUCUUGGCCAUGUUCUGUUAUAAUCUUCACCCGGCACAGCCAGAAGAGGACUGGCCACCCCACAUAGCCUGGUUCCUCUCUAGGUUUCUUCCUAGGUUUUGGCCUUUCUAGGGAGUUUUUCCUAGCCACCGUGCUUCUACACCUGCAUUGCUUGCUGUUUGGGCUUUUAGGCUGGGUUUCUGUACAGCAUUUUGAGAUAUCAGCUGAUGUACGAAGGGCUGAUUUGAUUUGAUUUUGAUUUAACUAAACAGAAUACUACUCUGUUACUGUAGGAAUGUAUGAAUCUUAUUAUAAUCAUAAUACUGAAUAUAAGGUGUGUAGUUUUAGUCAAGAAUUAGACCAAUGACUUUCUGUUCCUUUGUAUAAACGAAUGGAGCUAUCGUCA
Oncorhynchus nerka (sockeye salmon) is the source of this 1818-nucleotide messenger RNA. Its product is annotated as proline-rich proteoglycan 2-like. Lineage: Eukaryota; Metazoa; Chordata; Actinopteri; Salmoniformes; Salmonidae. The coding region runs from base 930 to 1328 and encodes 132 amino acids. The record is from RefSeq and is a predicted model, not a curated record. The transcript has 3 exons.